Molecule: messenger RNA, 693 nt
Organism: Effrenium voratum
Lineage: Eukaryota; Dinophyceae; Suessiales; Symbiodiniaceae
Source: the annotation of a GenBank genome assembly
AUGGCGCUGGGCCGGCUCUUGCCGGCCCUGCAGCCCAUCGUAGAGCAGGCGGCCGCCAAGGCUGCGGUGCAGGCCCUCCAGGGCUUCACCGGUGGCGCCGGCGCGGGCGGUGGCGCCCAGGGCGCCACGCUGCUGGGGCCGCUGCCCCCGCGGAAGAAGGUGACGGUGGAGUGGACCUUCACCAACACCUCGGAGGAGACCUGGGCCGGGUGCCGGCUGCGGUUCCUCGGGGGCACUCUGGCGCCCGCCUCCAGCAGUUCCGGCGGCUCGAGCCUCACGCCAGUGGUUCCGGAGGGCCGCGUGACGCUGCAGGCGCAGAUGCGGGCGCCUGCGGAGCCUGGGCCUUGUGAAGCCAGGUGGCAGCUAGAGGCGCCGGACGGCCAGCCUUUGUCGCCCCCCAUGCCGGUCCUCGGCCACGUGGAACGUCCGGAGCGCGAGCGGCCCGCGCGGCUGGAGGCACAGCUGCCACAGCAGCCGCAGUCCCUAAACUGCGGGCCGACGCCAUCCAUGGCGUCAUCCAUGCCACCAUCCAUGGCACCGGCGCCAUCCCUGGCGCCUGUGGCAUCUGUGCAUACAGCCUCUGCAGUGAUGACGCAGCCGGUUGGCCAGGCGAACCUUCGCAGGGUCACGGAGAGGCAGCUCUGGCAGCAAGUCUUCGAGCGCUUCUUCGGGCAGGAGGCAUUGUUUGUUUGA